This is a messenger RNA of Exophiala xenobiotica, 2665 nucleotides long. RefSeq lists its product as uncharacterized. Gene Ontology annotation, cellular component: mitochondrion. The record is from RefSeq and is a predicted model, not a curated record. Gene Ontology annotation, molecular function: ATP binding; ATP hydrolysis activity. The transcript has a single exon. The coding region runs from base 389 to 2230 and encodes 613 amino acids. Lineage: Eukaryota; Fungi; Ascomycota; Eurotiomycetes; Chaetothyriales; Herpotrichiellaceae.
CCGUACCCCAAAUUUGGUGUCGCCCUGCGCUUCGUUCGGUCUCCCACUUCCCUUGAGACACGAAUGUCAUGAGAAGGACAUUGUCUUUGUUCUCUCGUUCCCGAGGACUUACCGUACAGAAUCUCAUCCAGAUUAACAAUGGCACAUUCUACAGAGAACAUCCUGCGACACAUGCCCAGGGUUCUCCCUCUGCCAACCCACCUCUCUUCCCGAACCUGAACUUCGAGUUGCGUACGAUCGUUGCAGAAGAGAACGAGGCCGUCUCGCACAACGACUACCAUUGGGCUGUCAUCGGGCCCUCGGACGGUACCACGUUCCUCGAGAUCUUGAGGGGCUCACACUUGUGCUUCCCACCCAGCGCCAGAUCAUAUCCCUACCUAGCUUCCGAAUGGAUCGACGACCGCAAAGACCACCGUCUGCGCAUCCCUUCUAUGUCGGGUUCAACAGCGGUCAAGGACAAAUUGCGAGCGGCGGAGUGACAGGAGCGUACCUGAGCGCCCGCUAUGAAAGUCGAAGAGAAGAGACAGAUUGGUCCGUUCUGCAAUAUCUCAAGGGCGAGACCGAAUUGAACCCGUCCAAGCCGGCAGAAGAUGGAAAGGUCGACAUCCAGUCCCUCGACAAGGUGAUCGAAGAUUUACACCUGCAGAAAUUGCUCGACAUGCCCGUGAGCAACCUGAGCAACGGACAGACGAGAAGAGCGAGAAUCGCAAAAGCACUGCUCGGCAGACCGAAACUCGUCUUGCUUGACGAGCCGUUCAUGGGCCUUGAUCCGCCCACCCUGAUCACUCUGUCUCCUAUGCUACGCUCGCUCGCUCGACGCGCAUCGCCUCUUCUUCUCUUUGGCUUACGACCUCAAGAUCCGAUCCCCGACUGGCUCACACAUCUAGUCGUGCUCGGACCGAAUCAUACCGUCGCACUCCAGGGAGAAUCACGCAACGUGCUGUUCAGUCUACGACGGUGGGCAGAAUUGGCCACGGCUUCUCGCCGGCCUGAAUCCGAUCUUGUACGAAAGAUCAUCCACAAAUACGGCCUCCCACCCUCGGGCAUGGGCGAUAUUCUCAGCCCGAAAGGCAUCUCACGCCAUGCAGUCCUGGCCCAAGAAAUCACUCCCGAGCUUGAGAAUGAAUGGCGAGAAGCUAUCAAGACCCGACAAGGACAACGCUCUCAACAGGGCGAUGACCUCGACGACCUGCUUCUGCUUGCGUCCGAAAGCCAAAUCUUCCACCCCUCAAGCAGCUCCUCAUACGCCUCUCCAUCCACCUCUCCUUCCUCUUCCGCCACCAGGACUCUGGGCGAACCCCUAAUCGACCUUCAAUCCGUGACAGUGAAGUACGGCCCGAAAACCGUACUGGGCCACGGCACCGGCCUCACGCUCUCAAUCCGACAAGGCACGCGUCUCGCGCUUUUAGGGCCCAACGGCUCCGGUAAAACCACGCUCCUCUCCUUGCUCACUUCCGACCACCCGCAGUCUUACAGCCUGCCGAUCACAUUCUUCGGACGCUCUCGCCUUCCUUCGCCCGGCAUACCCGGCCUGUCGUUGUGGGAGAUACAAUCCCGCAUCGGCCACUCCGCACCCGAGGUACACGCCUUCUUCCCCAAAAACUUAUCUGUCCGACGCGUGCUUGAGAGCUCAUGGGCGGAGACGUACGCCGGGAAACCCACACUGACUCCUGAGAGGCGUGCCAGAGUUGAUGCGUUCCUGCGCUUCUGGCAGCCAGAGCUACGCCAGGAUGGAGUUUCCGACGACGGCGACGACGACAAGAGUCUGGACUGGGCGAGCGACAGGAGCACUCACGCAUUUGGCACGCUCCCAUUCAGUGCGCAACGGUUAUUGUUAUUGCUCCGCGCGAUCAUAAAGGAGCCCGACAUCAUUAUUCUGGACGAGGCGUUUUCGGGCCUGUCCGCCGAGACGAGGGAUAAAGCCAUGGCCUUUCUUGAGCAUGGACUGUCCGCCUCCGCGUUUGUGUCUGCGUCGGAGUCGAAAUCCAACUCCGACUCGAACGCUGACUCUGACUCUGACAAAUUCAGAGGCCUGAAUCCAAACCAAGCACUCGUCGUGGUAUCCCAUGUCAAAGAGGAGAUCCCGCCCGUCGUGGAUGAGUGGCUUCGGCUCCCUGGAGAAGAGGAAGUGAUGGAGCACGGACGCGGUGUUGAAGGAGGACGAACGGAGAGAGGAUACAUCAGGACAGGAGAGGGCUGGAUGAAAGUCUGGGGCAUAGGCACAACCUAACUUGGCCUUGAAUGCUAAGGUAGAUAUCUUACUGCCCACCCAUGUGCUGCUGAACACGAUGCGGAAGAGGAGAACGCGGCGUGAAGUUUCCGUAAUAGCUUCGCACAGCCCCAUACAGCUGUCGACACGAGAUUAUUUAUUGGCCUGUUCCCGAGAAGAAGGAGAAGGACGCAGAGGACGAAACAGCUCACUCAGGAGAUUUCAACGCAUUAGAGACAAGAGUGCUGGUUAGGUAUGCGAGGCGAGGCGAGGUAUAGCUUCGACUCGAUCGCUACAACCUCGUAGGGCACUUCAUACCAAUACCAAUACCGAUACGGAGUACUAGAGGUCAAACCCCCCAAGCUACCUAGGUAUGAUCCGAUGAUCGUGGCAGAUAAAACAAAUAUUGAUAAAAUCCGUAUAUACUCAGUAGAGUAUAUGGUAUAUGGUAUAUGG